ACCUUGGUGGCCAAACAUAGAUUUGAUUUUAGAACUAACCCAAUCCAAAUCCCGACUGAUAACGGGGGCUGAUCUAAGCAAUGCUUAUUAAUAUCCAAAUGCUAAGAUUCGACGUAUUUGUUCGGAUAUACUAAGAAAUUACCUCUCUCUUUCUCUCUCUAACUGCGCUCAAAAUGAAUAAACCCAAAUGGUAAUUAGAUGUCGAGAGCUGAUUCGUUCAAUCUUUGCCGUAAAAUCGGCUCUGACAGCUCUCUUGUUUUUCAUUUUCUGUACAAACAGCAGCAGCAACAACAAAAACAACCACUUCCACGUUUGUUUGUUUGUUUGUUUAUUCUCCUCCUCUUCCAUUUAUCCCAAAAUCAAGUACGAUCAAAAUCCGGGUUCUAUAAAUUUCCGUGUUUAUUGGUUGAUCUCCACGUUCAUAAUCACGUUUCAGCUGUGUUAAUUUUUCAACGAUCCGGUUGAAAAAUGGAAGAAUCGGCAUCGCAGAGGGACAAGGAGAGAGAACGACGCCGUAUAAGGGACAGGGAAAGAAGAUCGUCGAUGACCGUAGAACAGAGAGAGAGGCAUCUCGCAAGCCGCCGACGAAACUACCAUCUACGAAGACUGAGAUCUCGAAGCGUAAGAACGACGAAUCCAAGCGUUUCGUCACCAAUUGAAAUGGCUGAAACCAAUUCGAAUCAGACAGUCGCAGAGACUUCCAUUGCAGAGCUUGAUCUGCAACGAAAUGGGCUUACGCUUAUUGAUUUCAACCACGAACAACAGUUGACGUCUUCCGGUUCCGAAACUUUGGACCCAAAAGCUGAAAUUCUUCAGGGGAGGGUUCGUUUGAGUCAUAUUCGACGACUUGCACGUUCAAUUGGGAUUCACCAAAUGAUGGAUUCCAUGGAAGAAUCGACUGGAAAUUGCAAGUCUGAGGAUCAUAGCUUGGAAUGUGAUCCAAGAAGAUCUUCGAAAGCAUUACGGCUAAAUCGCGUCAAGCAUCUCGCGAGAAAGAUCAAUUCUUCUGUGAAGCCAUCUGCUGCUGAUGAAUCACAAAAUCAAACUGCCAUUGCGGGCAGUACUAAUCUCUAAGCUCUCCAUCCUCCGUUUUAUCGAUCAAAAUUCAAAUGGAGGCUUUAUACGAUGGAGGAUUUCGUUUAUAAGCAUCAUCGACAUUGAUUGCCGAAAUGGGAAUCAGAUGCGGUUACUAAUGAAGCCUCUUGUAAUAUGUUGCAAAUUAAAGUGGGCUUACUUUGGUUUGUGUUGAAUUGUUUGAAUGAAGGAAACAAAAGAACACAAAUUGACCGACAAUGGGACAAACAGAGGCUGGGCGGAUUGAAUUUGGCUUAGAAGUAAGCAGAGAAUAUUUUGCUGUUCAUAAUGUUGUUCUUGAAAGAUGAACAUACGUCAGUGUUUCUAAUAAAGAUAUUGCGGAACAAUACUAGUUGAUUGAUUUUGU
Messenger RNA from Cucurbita maxima (winter squash), 1441 nucleotides. RefSeq lists its product as uncharacterized. The transcript has 3 exons. Bases 469 to 1074 code for a protein of 201 amino acids. NCBI's taxonomy places the organism in Eukaryota, Viridiplantae, Streptophyta, Magnoliopsida, Cucurbitales, Cucurbitaceae. The record is from RefSeq and is a predicted model, not a curated record.